Molecule: messenger RNA, 2325 nt
Organism: Ostrinia nubilalis (European corn borer)
Lineage: Eukaryota; Metazoa; Arthropoda; Insecta; Lepidoptera; Crambidae
Exons: 16
Coding region: 340-2325 (661 amino acids)
Biological process (GO): nuclear polyadenylation-dependent snoRNA catabolic process; nuclear polyadenylation-dependent snRNA catabolic process; nuclear polyadenylation-dependent CUT catabolic process
Cellular component (GO): TRAMP complex
Molecular function (GO): RNA binding
Source: RefSeq, a predicted model, not a curated record
ACGCCAUACAACAGCUCAGCCAAGGGCUCUCCCGCACCGGCUCGUCCCGCGGCCAAGCCCGCCGCCAACCCCAAGGGUUCAAUAACUCUCGGCACGCCGGUCGAAACCCGCUUCGAGCCGCGCCGGACGCCGCCGGAACCUAAAGGCGGGUCCAUCACCGCCGGAACGCCGGUGCACCACGACAAGCGGGGCUUCGAGUUCUACAAGCGACGGAGCCCGAGCGGGCCCUACUACGGGGCGCCGCAGCAGCCCAGGCCGCAUUCACCGUCGUUUUCGCAAAACGCGACGGCAGCCGGCUACUCCCGGAGUCCAUACGGAUUAGAACAACGCCAGAUCAUCAUGGCGGACUUCAUAACCUCACAGCAGAUGCACGGCGGCGCGCGACGUGACCGGGACCCACCGCGGGACCCUCCUCGGGACCCACGGGACCCUAGAGACCCGAGGGACCCUAGAGACCCUAGAGAUCCUAGGGACCCUAGGGACCCUAGAGAUCCUAGGGACCCUCGGGAUCCUAGGGACCCUAGAGACCACAGGGCGCCAUCGCCGCAAUACUCGCCAAGGAGGGAAAGAGAGGGACCUGUGUCAGUCAUCCAGAGGCACUCCUAUCAUCCGCAUCCUCAUCCGCAUCCUCCUCCAGACGUGGCGUCGGCAGCCAGCGCCCUGCCCGUGCCGCGGCCCGAGCCCAAGCCCGAGCCCAAGCACCUGCCGCUCGUGUCCCACCACCAUGACCUAGGCUACCAUCAGUACAUCAGUUAUGUAGAUCCCCACUUCCCUCGUUCCCUGACAUUCCACAAGCUAGCUAAGCCCGAGCCCAAGCACCUGCCGCUCGUGUCCCACCACCAUGACCUAGGCCACCACCAGUACAUCAGUUAUGUAGAUCCCCACUUCCCUCGUUCCCUGACAUUCCACAAGCUAGCUAAGCCCGAGCCCAAGCCCGAGCCCAAGCACCUGCCGCUCGUGUCCCACCACCAUGACCUAGGCCACCACCAGUACAUCAGUUAUGUAGAUCCCCACUUUCCUCGUUCCCUGACAUUCCACAAGCUAGCUAAGCCCGAGUCCAAGCCCGAGCCCAAGCAUCUGCCGCUCGUCUCCCACCACCAUGACCUAGGCCACCACCAGUACAUCAGUUAUGUAGAUCCCCACUUCCCUCGUUCCCUGACAUUCCACAAGCUAGCUAAGCCCGAGCCCAAGCCCGAGCCCAAGCAUCUGCCGCUCGUCUCGCACCACCAUGACGUCAGACUUCAAGACAGAAUGCAGAGGGACAUAGCGAUAGCACAGAAGUACCAUCAGCAGCAUUUACAAUACCAGGUGUUAGAACGAGACAGAAGAGCGCAGCAAGCGCAAUUCCUAGAAAGAGACAGACAAAUUGCGAUUCAACAAAAUAGAGAACGCGAGCGCGCAAUGGCGGCGAUGCAAGAGCGACACAUGUCCAUGGAUCAACAGCAUCAGCAACAUCAACAGCAGCAGCAUCAGCAUCAACAGCAACAACAACAUCAGCACCAGCAGCAUCAGCAUCAGCAGCAACAGCACCAGCAGCAUCAGCAGCAGAUGCACGAGCGUCAUCAUUUGCAACAUCAACAGGUGGUGUCAUCCCAAGAGAAUGAGAGAAGAAACGCAGGCGCGGCCGCGGCCUACGCACAGCACAAACACCGCGCGCUCACGCCGCACCAUAUAGAAAGGAAGGACGCUCGUCCAGCAGUAUCAGUGAGCACAGUUAACACCGCGCCGGCCCAAGCCGCGGCGGCCAACGCGGCGGCAAACGCGGCGGCGACGGCGGAGGCGCGCCGAGCGGAAGGCACGCUGACGGCUGCCUCCCUCAUCGACGCCAUCAUCACGCACCAGAUCAGCCAGAGCACGGAUCCUCAGAGGUUCCCGCCGUAUUGUAAUGAGCGAGUCAUCAUCAUGGCAGCGAUAGGACGCUCACUGCUGACCAUAGAGGGCACGCUGACGGCCGCCUCGCUCAUCGACGCCAUCGUCACGCACCAGAUCAGCCAGAGCACGGACCCUCAGAGGUUCCCGAUCAGCCAGAGCACGGAUCCUCAGAGGUUCCCGGUGAGUCCUCAUCAUCAUUUCAGCGAUAGGACGCCCAAUAGUCCAGCCGUAUCAGUGAGCACAGUUAACACCGCGCCGGCCCAAGCCGCGGCAGCCAACGCGGCGGCGACGGCGGAGGCGCGCCGUGCGGAAGGCACGCUGACGGCCGCCUCCCUCAUCGACGCCAUCAUCACGCACCAGAUCAGCCAGAGCACGGACCCUCAGAGGUUCCCGGUGAGUCAUCAUCAUCAUGGCAGCGAUAGGCCUCCCCCAAUGAGCGAGCGAGUGAUGUAG